GUCUGAUUGUUCCAGUGCCUCUUUGAAUCCAGAUGUUAGUUUCUGAUCCUGCUAUUCCUUCUUCAUUAAACAUUUUCACAGCGUCCAAAUCUAAAGUGGUGAUAAAAAGGGAAUAGGUGGUCUGGCUAUAGGUUAUCUUCCUUUUAAAACCUUUGGGUGUUAUCCUCUGAGAUGUGGUGUCAUCCCCUCCAGUGUCAGCUCAAGCCUAGUCCACCUGUAAAAUAACUCCUGAGUGGAAGAACUACUCCGCUACUGUCACAUGCUGGGUAGGCGGGCUCGAACGCAGCGAUUGGAAAUCUGGAGAUGCGCUUAUCUGUGAUUGGGGCCCAGAGGGAGUGUGCUGAAAACGAGCAGGGCGGGAGCAUUGCGCGUCCGAGGCUUUGUGUUUCAGAUCUAAUAUCUCACAUAUCAAUAAUUCAGCGCGCAAGCAGAAGGACCCCGCGCUAUGUAUUCAACUGCGCUUCAACUCGACAAGGGCCUCGUACCGCUCUCGACUGGUUAUUUGAUUACGGAGUGAGACAAGACCGGGAGGCUUGAGCCGAAAGGGGAAAAAAUAAGUUAACACGGGAAACGAGUCGGAAAGGGAACUAUCCAUGAUUUAAGCGCUGGGAAAAGGUACCAAACCUGUCUUUGACCUUUCCGAGACUUAGAGAAAUACACAAGGACAGGUAGGCUAUAAUCAAGGAAGAAGGGGUUGGUCAUUUGGAAAGACUCAGUUUUGCAGAAGAAGUCGGCAUUUUCUAAAUACAUCGUUCAAAUCAGAAAACCCCCGUUCUUUGUGCUGGAUACAGCAACGAAGUGCAGAGUGAAGUUGCCGUUAUGUUGACGCUCCUACUGGGUGCAGUGUGUCUAGGGACUCUAGUGAACGCUCAGAACGAGACAGAACCCAUCGUGCUUGAGGGGAAAUGUCUGGUUGUUUGCGAUUCCAACCCAACUUCGGAUCCCACCGGUACCGCGCUUGGGAUAUCGGUGCGCUCCGGAAGCGCAAAAGUGGCUUUUUCUGCCAUUAGAAACACGAACCACGAGCCGUCCGAGAUGAGUAAUCGGACUAUGGUAAUCUACUUUGACCAGGUAAUUGUUAACAUUGGUAAUAAUUUCGACGGUGAGAGAAGUAAUUUCAUCGCCCCGCGCAAAGGGAUUUACAGUUUUAAUUUCCACGUGGUCAAAGUGUAUAAUCGACAAACUAUCCAGGUGAGCCUGAUGCACAACGGAUGGCCCGUGAUCUCGGCCUUCGCUGGAGACCAGGACGUCACCCGAGAGGCUGCCAGUAAUGGAGUGCUGAUCCAAAUGGAGAAGGGGGACCGAGCCUACCUCAAACUGGAGAGAGGGAACCUCAUGGGGGGCUGGAAGUAUUCCACAUUCUCUGGGUUCCUGGUCUUCCCCGUGUAGAGGACAAGGAGACUGGAGGGACUAAUGCUUUUCAGCACGGCGGCUUGGGAGACUGUGGAGAGAGAGAGAUAGAGGAAGAAAGCUAGUCAAAGAGGGAGAGGAAGUGAACUACAUAUAUAUGUCUAUGUAUAUAUAUAUAAUGGGAAGGGAAGUUAACGCGAUGAGUAGGGUUUAAUUAUUUGGACAGGCUCUCCAACACACUCACUCACUCCGCUGCCUGACUACAGCUUUGGACAGCCAAAACUUUUUUAUCCUCACUAUCAUUAAAAAAACGUUAGAGAGAGUUAAAAACUAGAGGCCAAGACCACCCCUUCCCCUGCAUCUUCUCUUUCUGCAUCUGCUUUGAGGAAUGUCUCUGUAUUAUCUACAGUGUCAAAGAGUUGCAUCCACAUUUCCACACAUCGUAAGACCAUCCAUCCCCAUCCAUUCUCUGUGAGUCCACGUUUCACUUCAACAUGUUUGUGUACUGUCCAACAACACGUUUUCUACAUCCCUCCAACAGUAUUGCCAUGUUCCGAAAGAUACUGUUCUGUACCACUGAGUCCUCUUCCCUCCUCCCCACUCUCUGUUUUUCUGUUAGUCCUUUGUUUAAUACUCGUCCUUUCCUCCUUUUCUCUCCUGUUGUGUCCUCCUCCACUCUUCUCUCCCUACAUUGUUAUGGCUGGAGGAUUGCUGAAACUCUAAAGACUUGCUGUAUACUGGAAAUAUAUAUAAAAUCUGAAAGUUUCUAUAUGAUAUAAUCUAUGAUUAACAGAAUCUGGUUGAAUAUCUGUAUUUCCGUAUUUUAAUGUUAAAUUUAGUGAUUGUGUGUGGAUUAUGAGGCUGCCGUUAACUACUGAUGCUUCUUGUUUUUGUUACGGUCGAAAUGUGGCUAAACUGAAACUAUAUCAGAAAAACUAUAACAUAAUUUUAUUAUGACUAUUACCUGUAAAAUACAUGUGAAUAUUUAGAAGAAACAAAUCCUCCCUUUUCUUUAUCAAUUUAUCAAUUGUUUUUUAUUUGCUUUGAUCCAAUAAAAUUUAAAUUGUACUUUUAUUUUUCUUAAACCUAAGUGGAGACUCAUUGCGAUUCAUUUGCUGGAACCUAGUUGGCAUAACAUCUAAGACCGUCUCCACCCAUCUCCCCAUCUGCCAUUGAAUUUGAGAAAGUUGUGCGGAAUGAGUAAUGAUCAAGACAUAGGUUGUGUGUGUGUGUGUGUGUGUGUUCUUACCGUGUGUUAUGUGUAUGUGUUAGAGCCUGCAUUGUUGUUGGGUGUGUGUGCGGCGCUGUCUGUUGUUCCCAGUGACUUUGCCUGCCUGCCUGGCUGCCUGCUGAUCCGCUGUAGAGAGCACAUCCCGUCUGGUGGUUGGGGGCUUCACUGCUCUUCUCUUGCUGCUGCUGCUCACUCUCAAGACUUUAAUGAGCUCCUGGGGGGAAAUUAGGGCUGGAAUAAUAAGAACACUCUGCUGCUAAUACAAAGAUCAUGUUGUGUUAGUUUCCCCCAUUUUCUCUUUUCCACUCUUGUCCUCCCCUUUUCCACUUUGGCUUGUUACUCAUGAUAACCAUUUAAAGAGCAGUGAAAUUAUUCUUGAUCCUGGGAUUGUGUUUUAUGUCCUAAUGAUGGCAUUUUUGUUUGUCUAUGUAUUUAUGUUUAACCUUUUAACAACAUUUUGGGUUUUCGGUGAUGUUUAGUACCUAUUCCUUUAUAAAUGUAGCUUUUGCUUACAAGGCUUUUGUUGCUUUGCGGUCAGUCCAAGGUCCACGUCCUCUAACAUAAUUUGAUUGAGGGAGAUGAAGUGAAAUGUAAAUUGUCUGCAGUAGGUCACAGCAUAGCAAGCAGGGUGGUGUGGAGGCAGCUAGGCUGGCAUGGUACCCACCCACCCUAGCUGACACCUCUGCCCUCCCUCACCCUCUGUCUCAAUGUCAGGGAAACAGCUGACAGGGAAUCUGAAAACCCAUGUAUGGAAAUGUACACAGAUUUCCUGCUGGCCUCCACACUUUUCAUGUUGUCAUCUCAUAUGCGCUGCUAGCUAGACAGGCCAAUGGUAGGACAGCCCUGUCCCAUACGCCCUUCUGACCCCAGGACAUGCCUCACUCUGCCGUGUUUCAUCCUCCUGGUUUACAUGUGCCAGUCCAUCGUCUGUGCUGUGCUGUGCAUUGUGACAUUGUUUUUCUGUUACAUGAAUAAGGAAAGGCUAUCGGAAUAGAGAGUUAGAGCAUGUAUAUGUAAACUGACUUGUAAGUGUACUUGUAAAUACUUAUUCUUUACACAGAAAUGUGUUGCUUUAAAGUGAGAAAUGUUCUGAUUGUGAUCACUAAGAUCCAUGCAAUGAGCUUAGAGGGUGCAUAGCCUUUGGCUGUUUGGGAAGUAUAUUCUAACAUGACUGAUCAAUUUUUUAGGACUGAUUUACGGUAUGCCUGUGUUCAAUUCGUUUACUUAAGGCUAGUGGAGAGCUAUGAACUGAGAAAUUAUCGAUAUAUAAUUUAUUUAUUCCUUAAUUUACAUAUGUUAAUGGAUGGUUGUUCUGGAAACAUGCUGUUUCAGUGUUGGGAGUGAAGUGAAAGAGCUUGUUGGGUGAGUGUUGUGUUGGCUAGGCUAGUCUUUUGGGCAUUGUGGGGUGAAUGUGGAGUGAGACUGCUUGGGGCAUUGUGGGGUGAGACUGCUUGGGGCAGUGUGGGGUGAGACUGCUUGGGGCAGUGUGGGGUGAGACUGCUUGGGGCAGUGUGGGGUGAGACUGGUUGGGGCAGUGUGUGGGUGAGACUGGUUGGGGCAGUGUGUGGGUGAGACUGGAAUGCACAAUGUGGGGUAAGACUGGUUUGGGCAGUGUGGGGUGAGACUAGUCUGGUGCUUUAGAGUGGUUGGGGGAGUAAGACCCUGGUUGGGGCAGUGUGGGGUAAGACUGGUCUGGCAGUGAGGGGUGAAACAGUUCAGCCCAUUUGUGGUGAAACUGGUUUGGCUGUGUGCGGUGGUAUUAGUCUGGGCAGAGUGGUGGUGAGACAGGUCUGGCAGUGUUAGGUGGUAGUAGUCUGGGCAGAGUGGUGGUGAGACAGGUCUGGCAGUAUUAGGUGGUAGUAGUCUGGGCAGAGUGGUGGUGAGACAGGUCUGGCAGUAUUAGGUGGUAGUAGUCUGGGCAGAGUGGUGGUGAGACAGGUCUGGCAGUAUUAGAUGGUAGUAGUCUGGGCAGAGUGGUGGUGAGACAGGUCUGCCGGUAUUAGGUGGUAGUAGUCUGGGCAGAGUGGUGGUGAGACAGGUCUGGCGGUAUUAGGUGGUAGUAGUCUGGGCAGAGUGGUGGUGAGACAGGUCUGGCAGUAUUAGGUGGUAGUAGUCUGGGCAGAGUGGUGGUGAGACAGGUCUGGCGGUAUUAGGUGGUAGUAGUCUGGGCAGAGUGGUGGUGAGACAGGUCUGGCAGUAUUAGGUGGUAGUAGUCUGGGCAGAGUGGUGGUGAGACAGGUCUGGCAGUAUUAGAUGGUAGUAGUCUGGGCAGAGUGGUGGUGAGACAGGUCUGGCAGUAUUAGAUGGUAGUAGUCUGGGCAGAGUGGUGGUGAGACAGGUCUGGCAGUAUUAGAUGGUAGUAGUCUGGGCAGAGUGGUGGCGCUGCCCCUCAGAGGUCCUCAUUAGUGUCCACUGCCUGGCCCAUCCGUCUGAGGGUGAGACAUUAACCAGAGCUGAGGGCCAAGCCACGCGAAAUAGCAGAGAGAACGAGUGAGAGAGAGUCUCAGUGAAAGGGACAUGCUGUUUUUGUCCCUCAUGAUCAAACAAGGAAGGGGAAUUUGGAUGGUAUCCGUCUGUUCAUAAGUCAUACACUACUUGCCUUAUCAUCUUAGACAGCAGUUGAACAGUUUUGGCAAAAUGUGGGUGAAUUAUGCGUCUUUUCAUAAAAUUCAAUAUGUGCCACAUUUCACUGAUUAGCCAGAGGGUGGCACUAUAACAAACAACUUAAAAUGCAGGUAAAGGUCAUGCCCUUUACCACCCUUUUUGUAAAGCCAUCAGAUUUGGAUUAUAUAUCCCUUUCUUCACUAGGAAUGCAUUUGCCUCAGUGGCCAGUGUCAACCAUGAUGAAUUUUCGGCCAUUUUUCAUUUAUUAAAAAUCACCUAAAAUGACAUAGUGACCAGUUUAACUGAAAAUGUAUUCAAGGCAUCUAUGGACCAGAAUUGCUCAAUCCAGUAUUUUUCAUAUUCUUACCUAAACAAACAUGGCUGCAAUUGACAAAUGAAGAUUAAUGUGGGUGUAGUCUGGCACAAAUGCAUAUAAAUCAGUCAAGAAUAUUCGUAUUGUAACCAAAUAUGGCACACACGUUGUAUUGUAACCAAAUAGCACACACUGUCAACAUUAAGAAAUGCAAGAACAUAUUAUAAUAUAGGCACAUUUAGGAACAUGUUUUAAUCUCUUAAUCGGUUUGACUAAGUGAUGCAAUUUGGCAAAAAUUCUCAGGGAUUUGAGGUUAGUAUCUCAGACUCAUUUCUCAGGCAUCACUGGUCUGAAGUUGACCAAACAUUGCUAUAUGUCCAGCCAUCCUCUAUUCAUUGGCACAAUAAUAAUCAACUAAAGUGUGUUAGUAUCUCAACUGAUUCACUUGUAUAUUUGGUUGACAGCACUUCUCAUACAAUAUAACACAAUUUACAGUUUGAAAAUUAUUGGAAACAUUUACCAUAAAAAGGGCCAGUGAGAAAUUGUGUGUGAAACCUAAUUAAAAAUGUAAAUACCUCUGCCAUUUUUAAGUCAUUACUUGCUGUGUCCUGGAAGUCAAUUAAACACAAGUGUGUAGUUAGUAUUUUGUUGUAGCAUUUUGAUUUCGCAAACAGAAUUUAUGUUACAAACAGUUAUUUCCCUGAGGUGCCAAAAGGUGUCUUAAAAAGAAUCUUACAAAGUCGCAUGCAGGGAAUAUGUUUGGAUGUCUAUACUGUAUAAGAAACAGAUUCAGUGAUUUCCAAAACCCUUGUCAAAAAGCUCUUGCUUUUUCACAAUUUUACUUUUUCAAGAAAUGUCAUAAAUAAUUUGCACUUAUCAUUAUUAUGUUGAUAUUAACUUUGUGUAAUAUAAUGAUGAAUCAGCGAUUGAAUCAAUGGGUAACUUUUAGAAAUUCAAACCCAGUGUGGAUAGUCCAGAUUCAUACGAUAUGGUCAAUGAAAAGUGGUAGCUUAGCGGGACUAUUAGAAUUCUUCUAUUCAUUUUGUUGGCAAUUCGGUUUUUAAAUCUGGAACCACUCGAUGUAAUAGAUUUAGAGAGAAUAUGGCAAGCAGUGGUUCAGAAAAUAUCUCGGUCUUCCCAUAUAACGUAUUCCUCCAAAUUGCUCAGCGAGCACAUCUACGUACGCUUUCUCCCAUCCAUAUACACUGAGGUGAGGCGCACUCACUCGCCUGGCUCGAUCACAGCCAAUUUUACACCAAUUAGUCUCCAAACAAGCUCAAUAAAGACAGACUCGAAUUGGCAACCCAUGUGAGUGUAAACAUGAUUAUUUCUAGGAAAUGACUUCGGAUUUGGAGUACAUAGUGACAAGCAAUUAGGGCCAAUUGCUCAAAUGCUAUGGUAAAAAGUGACGGAGUACAAGCGCAUGAAUUAAUAGGGAAAGUGGCGAGUCACCACAGAUGUAAUAAUCGUAAUGGCCGUAUGAGGGACCACAUUAAGGAUGUUUACUUUUAGUAUGAUGAUCGGGUGAGAGGGGAGUAAAUAAACCGCUUCUGAAAUUUAAUUAACCGCCUGCUAGAUUUGAUUUGCCAGUUGUUGUGGGAUUGUGAGUCGAUAGCGGGUGGUAGCAGUUUUGACACAACUCCGUCAUUUUUCUGAGGUUUAGCCUGAGCGUUGGCUAACAGAAGGACUAAAUCACUUAAUUUACUAAAUAAAAGUUUCUGCAACUCUGAAGAGAUGGUUUUGAACGUGCAAAUUAUUGUUUAGUCCUUUGUGUUUAAAUGAUCAAGACAACUUAUUUUCUUCCCUGCAAGUUCAUUGGUAAUUACAUGCCUCCGCAUCGAUCCAUGUAAAUCACGUUAUUCAUUUGCCUCCGCAUGUCACGUCACAAAAAGGUACCCUGUUAAUUCAAUUAACGAAGUAAAUAGAAAAAAGAAAAGGUUCUUAAUGCUUCUGGAUACAUUUUUAUUCACUGAUUUAUUUUUCAGUUUAACACGAUGAAUAAGAGUUAAAACACGCUACUUAAUCUGCGUUUUGUGUGCUUUUAACCAACGCCAUUCACAUUUAUUGUGUUCGUGUUUGUGACUAAUAUUCUUUUUCUGAAUGGUGGCGAGGUGUUUAUCCUAGGUGCGGGUGGCAUUUAUCGAAUAUUUUGUGUAUUUCUUUAUUUCUAUUUGUACUUAUCCCCAGACCUGUCAUCACCAUCAGGACCCCAAAGCUACAGAAACGAUGAUAAAGUCCCAUAAGAUCAGAUAAAAGUUAGUUAAGUCCCAUGAGAUGGAGGAAACAUUGGGAUGUAUUCUAUAAAUGCUCCAGGAUAUUUGGCAAUGGAAUACCAGGAUGUCGGGUAGGCCUUUUCUGUUAGGUGUAUGUGAUAGGUCUAUUUUGUGUACAGUAGGUCUAUGUCAGGUAAGUCUAUAUCAGAUAGGUCUAUGCCAUGGCCUAUAAUUCUCAAAAAUAUACAGUAGAGGCUAGGCUAAGUUUAGGGCUAAAGGUAACGUAGUUCCUCUCGAUUAUAGUGAAUCAAACGCAAUAUAUCAUUGCAUGGAAAGCAUUCAGAAAAAAACAUUUUUGAACACUUUUUCCUGAGUGUAGCAGUUAUUGUUUUCUUGUGAGCCUCAAUCUGCAGCCCUCAACAUGCCUUUCCUCUGGGAAAUAAAGCAGUGAACCACAGGGAUUAAAAUGAUUUACAAAAUCGUGAGGAACAACACAGUAAGGUGCAAGAAAAUCUGAGGAAUCAAUGUUAUGUUGUUGACUGAUAGGUUUCCAUUUAUUUUCUUCAGUUCCUUCUGAGACGUAGACCGAUGUGCAUGCUGCAUUAAAUAUUGUGUUAAUACUGAAAUAGAUGAUUUUGAUUUUUUGUGCUGAAAUCUGAUUUUGUCUCUCAAUAUACAGUUUUACCAGUAUUAUUUAUUUGUUACAACCUCACUGUGUAAAACUCAAACAUUUUGUAACGAUUGGUAAAACAGAUGAAGCUAGUUUUCUCAUCUAACCAACAUGUGUGAUUAAGGCCUACAUAUAGGGUCGUUUACAUUUCUCUUCUGAAUGUGUCUUCUCCAGCUACUGUCCACUCUCCUGUGUGAAGGUGUGGAAACUCCGAUUUUGUUCUCUGCUACUAUUCAUAGAGCUUUACACAGGAGACUAUGCAUUGCUUUACACAGGGGACUUCCAUGUGUGAUUGUCUGUGUGUGUGUCUUUGGAGAUGUGUGUGAAAGAAACACAUGAAAGAAAGUGAGAGCGGGUGUACAGGCUGAGUGGUUCAGUAAUUUGGAGGAAUAGGGAUGUUUUGAAUGGAGCUAAACACAUAGACCAUUAUGAUAUUACAUUUAUGGCCCUGCGAUUCCUCCUAGAGCUCUUUAGGAGCUGUAAAACUGUCUCUGUGCCUGAAUUUGUCAUUGCUAUAAAGAGCUUCAAAUCUAUGAGUCAUAAAAUAUGGAUAGAGGUAAAUAGAAGAGAGCUGCUGCACACAGAACAGAGAGCCAUCAUGACUUCUAAUGACUGGAGAAAAGUCUUUAGAAUGAAUUUGUACUGAACUGAGCCGUCAUGACUUUUAAUGACUGGAGAAAAGUCUUUUGAAUUAAUUUAUACUGAACUGAGCCGUCAUGACUUUUAAUGACUGGAAUAGUGUGUUGAAUUAAUUUAUAUGGAACAAAUAGAUCAUGACUUCUUAUGCCUGAAAUGUAGUCUGUGGAAGGAAUUU
Molecule: messenger RNA, 9195 nt
Organism: Esox lucius (northern pike)
Lineage: Eukaryota; Metazoa; Chordata; Actinopteri; Esociformes; Esocidae
Gene: cbln1
Product: cerebellin 1 precursor
Exons: 3
Coding region: 820-1389 (189 amino acids)
Cellular component (GO): glutamatergic synapse; synaptic cleft
Molecular function (GO): protein binding
Source: RefSeq, a predicted model, not a curated record